Messenger RNA from Lineus longissimus, 1474 nucleotides. RefSeq lists its product as uncharacterized. The record is from RefSeq and is a predicted model, not a curated record. NCBI's taxonomy places the organism in Eukaryota, Metazoa, Nemertea, Pilidiophora, Heteronemertea, Lineidae. Gene Ontology annotation, biological process: proteolysis; protein desumoylation. Bases 1 to 1284 code for a protein of 427 amino acids. Gene Ontology annotation, molecular function: deSUMOylase activity. Gene Ontology annotation, cellular component: nucleus. The transcript is spliced from 5 exons.
AUGGCUGCAGAAAAAGACAAGAUUGAAAAGAGACAGAAGUUCUUAGAAAAGUGUGAGCUGCUUGAUACUGGAGUUGUACGCAGUUUGUAUGACGAGUGCCUCAAACUUGGGAUAAGGUCUGCAUUUCGUAGUAUUAAGAGUCUCUUGUCGAGCCAGGUUACUGGUGCCUACUCCCUCCUGAAUACUACCGACGAGGAAGAAAUAAUUGAAACAAUCCCUUACGUUGCCUGGCAGUUCAAAAAAGAAAAGACUGAUGUAGAUGUGCUGAUGUUGGUUUCUGGUGUUCUUACCAGAUCGUUUGAAUAUGAAAUUGACCCAUUGGUGAUGUUGGAAACGUUGAAAGCAGCCCCAAACCACAUGAAUAACUAUGCCAACUACACAAGGGUAGCUGAUGCAGAUAAGGGAAAAGACAUCAACCUUUAUGUCGGCAACAACAGUUUGAAGAGAGAUGACCUAAACACACUGAAACCAGAGGCGUGUUUAAAUGAUCAGGUCACCCAUGCAUACCUUGAUAUCUUGUCGAAGGAAGUGAAUACGGAGAAACCAACAGUUCAUGUUCUUCCAAGCUUCCUGGCCGUGAUGUGGGAGAAGAAUGACACAUCUUCUUGGUUAUAUAAGCAGGUACAGAUCAAAUACAUGUAUCAGACAGCCCUAUGUAUCAGACACCCCCAACAUGUAUCAGACACCCCCAAAAUUAUGUGGCAUUUUGAGUUUUUUAUUCUCAUUCAGUCAUUGCCAUUCUUUGUGUAUUUUCAGAUUCCACUGAGUAAGUUCAAAUGGGUUCUUUUGCCCAUUUGCACUAAUGAACACUGGGUUCUCCUAGUUGCUGAUAUGGUAAAUCAUUCCGUUGGUGUGUUGGAUUCACUGGAUUUGCCUGACAGAAGAUUCGAGUUGUACUUAACAUCUUGGAGGUUAUUCAUGAUUGCACGCGGUGACGACACUGAAUGGACUGUGGCAAAGUACAUGUGUAGCAAGCAGGAUGAUAACACAAGUUGUGGGGUGUUUGUCAUGAUGAAUGCAGAGUCGCUGUUGAAAGGUGUUCCUCCGUUUGUGAUGAGGCAGUGGCAUUGUGAUGGUUACCGAAGAUACGCCCUAGGAAAACUACUAAGUCAUGCCAAAACGAAUGAUGAAAUCAUCUGCGAUAUGCCAUUCUGCAACAAGCCAUCAGGAGAGGAUAUUGCAUGGUUGCAAUGUGACUACUGCAAUCGGUGGUUCCACAAUGAAUGUGUUGCGUUAGCUGAAACUCCAGCCGUUUACAAGUGCCUUAUUUGUAUGGUGUACUAGUAUGGUGUACUAGAACUCUACUCUAACUACUGCUGAUGUUAGGUUUGGGCUUCUGCCACAUAAUAUUGCGUCAAAGCCUAGUGCGGGGGCUCCACCAGUCAAAGCCUAGUGUAGGCUUCAUAUUUCUUUUAACUCUAUACUGCUGAUGUUAGUUUUAACUUGUUUUGGGCUUCUGCCACAUAAUAUUGCU